CGUUGCCGUUCCUUUUUCCUCAAACGUCUGGCAGCCGCUAGUAAGGAGGGAAAAAGUUAUUAUAACGCCAAAAAUUCUUGAACCGAAUACAAACUACACAUAGUAACCAAUGGAAAGUGAGUUUUCGUUGUGCACAAUUGAUAAAAACUCGGAACACAUAUACAGGAAGUGUGAAUAAACGAACUGUACUUGUGGUACCUGUGACCUAUGUUAAAUUAUACGACAGCGGCAACUGAGAAUGAAAAAAAACUCUUCUAGAGACAAGCGCAAACAGCAACCGAUCAUUCCUCGUAGACGAAACCGGGGUGAUAGUGGAUCUGAUGUGGACCAUGAAAAUGAUAGAAUGCAUGUGAAGCAAGGCCUCGAUUCGGUGAAAUCCAGCUCGAACGUGAAAUCUGGUGAAAAUUCAACUCCUGCUGGGCUGCUGGAAAACGGUGCAUCUAUCAGUGGUGAACCGGCUGUGGGCGAGAAUCUAUCACCCGUAAAUGAACAAAACUCGUCAACUCUCGUGGAUUCUACGACGGAAGAAACAAAACAGGCUGUGGGGGAAAAUCCAUCACCCCUAAAUGAACAAAACUCGCCAGCGCUGGUGGAUUCUACGACGGAAGAAACAAAACAGGCUGUGGGGGAAAAUCUAUCACCCGUAAAAGAACAAAACUCGCCAUCACUGGUAGAUUCUAGGACGGAAGAAACAAAACAGACGAUAAGAUUGGUAUCGCUAGAUAAAUUGCUCCGGCCAAGUUUAGUUGGAGUAGAACUACCACCGGUAGUAUCACCUGCAAAAUCGAAUAAAAACAUCAGCAUUAUCGAACUCAGCGACGAUACGGACGAGGAAAAUCUAGAGCAACACGUUAUUAAGAAUCCAACGAAAAAUGCUGAUAAAGACGUAAUUGUAUCGCCCGCCAAAAAAAAUCAUAAAAAAGAAAGCAUUGCAAAAGUAGCAACCCAUCACACGAAGGAAGUGAGCGUCGUUGUCAAACGGUUACCGACGGAUUUCAGUGCUUUAAAGGCGACUUACGGGUUGACUGAGAUUCUUGACCAUCACAACCGUCCAAUCGAAAAGUUUGUGUCUACCAGCAAUCGGUUCCGUGUCAGUGUCACUAGAGGUAAAGCUAGUAAAAAAAGAAACAUGGCCAAUGAGGAUGAACAACAAGCGCAAGCAGGUAAUAGCAAGCGGCAAGUAAACGGUGUAGAAAAUAAAGCGGAAUCGGAUGUCGAAGCUGACACACGAAAUGAUAGUGAUUCGGAUGCACCGACUACCCGGAACCGAAACAAAUCGAAAAACAGCAUUCCAAUAGAGCGAACACGUUUUAAGAACACAAGAAAUAUGCGAAAGAGACGGGCUGUUAGCGAUAGUGAGGAGGAAAAAGAUACAGGGAAGUCGUCACCGGCGGCUAUUUCACCGGCGGCUGGCAAUUCGGAAGAGGAAAAGGAAAGUGGUAGCGACUUUGAAAUUGCUAAAAGCAAUUCAGCCGUUAGCAGAAAUCUGCGUGCGGCUCAACGUUCGAAAAGAGCAGCAACUUCCAGCGCACAACCAGCGGAAGAAGCAAGCAGUGAUGAUGAGAGCAAAAAGGAGAAAAAUGACUUUCAAACACGCAAGAAGCGGACCAGAAUUCGUAGGAACUCUUCAUCGUCUUCUGGCGACGAUGGAAAGCCCCGUUCGAAAAGAAAAAGGGCAAAACGCAUCGAAAAGAAAAAAUCCGAUGGCGAUAGUGAUGCUGAUUCGCCCAACAAGGGACGCAAGAAUAUACGCAAACUGCUGAAGAAAAAAGAUCUGGAUGAGACAACCAAGAAUGCAGAGCAAGAAGAACGCGAGCGGAAACAGCGCAUUGCGGAGCGACAAAAGCUUUACAAUCAGGUGUACGACGAGAAGCCGGAAGUGGCGACUACGCUCGACCAGCUGGUGCUUGAUUUUGACGCAGACACAAAGGAACCGCUGCUCGAGGUGGAUAAAAAGUUGGUGAAGAUGCUGAAACCCCACCAGGCCAAUGGGAUAAAGUUCAUGUUUGACGCUUGCUUCGAAAGUCUCGAGCAGAUGAAGGAGAACAAAGGUUCCGGUUGCAUAUUGGCGCAUUGCAUGGGUUUGGGCAAAACGUUGCAGGUAGUGACGCUAACGCAUACGUUGCUUGCCAACGCAGAUCUGACCGGUGUGGAACGUAUCCUGAUCGUGUGUCCACUGUCGACGGUGUUAAACUGGGUGAAUGAGUAUCAUAUGUGGAUGAAGCACGUGAAAAAAGGUACCGAGGUAGAGGUGUACGAAAUAUCAAAAUACAAAGAUAACGUCACGCGUGCGAACAAGCUUAUGGAAUGGCACAAUGAGGGCGGUAUAAUGAUAAUGGGAUACGAUAUGUAUCGCAACCUGGCCAAUCCUACCGCAACUCGCAUACGGAAGAAGGUACGCGAAUCGUUGCAGACUUCGCUUAUCGACCCGGGACCGGAGCUUAUCGUGUGCGAUGAGGGGCACUUGUUAAAGAACGAGAAAACAUCUCUCUCGCAAGCGGUAAACCGAAUCACUACGAUGCGAAGGAUCGUUCUAACUGGUACACCUAUACAAAACAAUAUGAAAGAAUAUUACUGUAUGGUGCAGUUUGUGAAACCCAAGCUGCUUGGCACCUAUUCCGAGUACAUGAACCGGUUCGUGAAUCCCAUUACGAACGGACAGUAUACCGAUUCGACCCCGUACGAUAUCCAGCUGAUGCGCAAACGAGCGCACGUGCUGCACAAGCUGCUUGAUGGAUGCGUUCAACGCAGAGAUUAUUCAGUAUUAGCUCCCUUUUUACCACCAAAGUUGGAAUUUGUGGUAUCGAUCAAGCUAACCCCGCUACAGAGCACCCUCUACAAGUACUUUAUGGAAAAUCUGGCCGGCAAACGACUUAUAGAUGAUCCGACACAGAAGCGAUCUUCCAUGUUGUUUACUGAUUUUCAGAAUCUGCAACGUAUCUGGACGCAUCCGCGGGUGUUACGGUACAACAGUGAUCGAUAUGAAAUUAAACAGCAACGAAAGCGUGAUUUGGAUAGCGAGAAUGAAUCCGGCAGUUCCAUGAAGGAUUUCAUUGCUGACGAAGAAAGCGCCGAAUCGACCCCUGAAUCGUCCGAUGAUGAUUCCGACGUACAGUCCGUACACGAUGAAAAUAGCAACAGUGAAAAAAGCUCCGGAGAAACUUCGAAAGACAGAUCGAAAGCAGUUGGCACUCGCCGUACUAGAAAUAAUCCACUAUUCGCAAAUGAAUUGUUGGAAGAAACAGCUGCAGAGAAGCCAGAUAAUCCAACGGAAUGGUGGAUGCAGAUGUGUCCGGAAAGUGAGCUUGACAAUCUCGAACACUCCGGAAAGUUGGUCAUUUUGAUGGAAAUUCUGAAGGAAUGCGAAGCGAUCGGUGACAAACUGCUGGUAUUUUCACAGUCUCUGUACUCGUUGGAUAUAAUAGAACACUUUCUCGCUCUGCUGGAUGAAAAUAUGCAAAAAAACGAAGAGGACAGAGACGAGAAGCUGAGCAAAUAUUCUGCAUCGUGGUCGCUGGGUUUGGAUUAUUUCCGUUUGGAUGGAUCAACAUCGAUCGAUCAUCGGAACGAUGCGUGUAAAGUGUUUAAUGACGAGAGCAACACACGAGCAAGAUUGUUCCUUAUUUCAACGCGAGCUGGUGGACUGGGUAUAAAUCUUGUUGCCGCCAAUCGGGUGGUUAUAUUCGACGUAUCCUGGAAUCCUUCGCAUGACAUUCAGAGCAUAUUCCGGGUGUAUCGAUUCGGCCAGAAUAAACCCUGCUACAUAUAUCGAUUCAUUGCGAUGGGAACAAUGGAGGAGAAAAUCUACGAACGACAAGUUACAAAGCAAGCUAUCUCAAAGCGUGUCAUAGACGAGCAGCAAAUUGAUCGGCACUACAAAGAAAACGAUCUUCAGGAGCUGUAUCGGUACGACGUAGAUACAAGCGAGCCACGACCGGUGCCUAACCUUCCAAAGGAUCGUCUAUUCGCCGAGCUUCUCAAACAGUUCGAUACGUUGAUCUACAAAUACCAUGAGCACGAUUCGUUGUUGGAGAACAAAGAGGAGGAAACGCUUAACGAAGAAGAACGCAAGGCAGCAUGGGAAGAGUUUGAACAGGAGAAGAAUCGGCCCCCGAUGCCGACAUACGGUACCAGCGGCUUAGGUCUUGGUGUUGGAAUGGCCGGAAGAAUGCCUGGGCCGCUUACAUCCAACACAACGUACGGAUUCCGGAACGAUGUGCUGCUUAAGCUGUUAAACAUAAAGGCACGGGAGGAUAAUCCAACAUUCAACGAUGCCACGAUUAAUGCUAUGAUACCAUAUUUAAUGCAACAGCUAACACAGCAAAUGAGAGAAGGGGAAUUAACGAUGUACAGAAGCUUGUGGGAGCUUUACUAUAAGCUGGAAGUUCCAUCCACUAACCAGCAGUAUGCAAUGGGGUACAACGCACUACAACCUGGUAUGGUAGGACAGAUGACGCAGCAACCUCUCAUUGGUCAGCAACCAAUGAUGAGUGUUAUGGGUAUGGAUCCAAGUGUGCCCUAUCAGAUGAAUCCGGCUCAAACAGGCGUAAGACCGGCGUUAGCAACAAACUUUUCGAUGUCGCAAGAGCCCGGAAUCAGCGGGAUCAAUAGAUUCGAUACGAUUGGUGGUGGUACUGGCAUCAUUACCGGCACCACACUCAAGGCAAAUCCAGGCCCUAUCACUAUCGAUCCCAACGUAGUUGAGCUUGAUUAAAAUAAGCGAUUCAAUUGGAUAUACCCCAGCAGUGGUGAUCUCUAGAUAUUGACUUCUGCUUCGAAUAUUGGAUUUUGCGACAUGAGCAAUGGAACUUAGUUUCGUGCAGUACUCACUAGCGGGCGUACUGCUGAAUUUAGAAUUUAUUCAUAACACACAUUAGCUGUUUAAAUAAAGACAUUUUCUAAUCCCCUUAA
Molecule: messenger RNA, 4911 nt
Organism: Anopheles funestus (African malaria mosquito)
Lineage: Eukaryota; Metazoa; Arthropoda; Insecta; Diptera; Culicidae
Product: transcriptional regulator ATRX homolog
Exons: 14
Coding region: 239-4714 (1491 amino acids)
Cellular component (GO): nucleus
Molecular function (GO): ATP hydrolysis activity; ATP binding; ATP-dependent chromatin remodeler activity
Source: RefSeq, a predicted model, not a curated record